AUGGCUUUCGCUGGCGUGUCCCUCAUCGUCGAUGGUAAGUUGUGCGACUUCACCUCGUCGCCCUUCGACGCUGGCGUGGACAGCGGGUACCACUUGCUCGUGGUCCAGGGAUACUCCCCUACCAAAGACACAACACCAAACGGGGAGUUCAUCUCGUCUCGUCCUUUCCUGAUUGGUGGCCAUCGCUGGAUUGUCAAGUACUACCCAAAUGGUAAGGAUGACGAUGAUGACAAUGAGAAGUGUAUGUCGCUUAUACUAGAGAGUGACGACGAUGUGGGAGGACAUGAAGGUGCCAGCCAGGGCGUCAAGGUUCAGUAUGAGUUAAGUUUCAUUGAUCAACCAGAGUUGCAGGUGCCAACGAUCAUACGUCGGGAUAACAAAUUUGACAUCGAUGAUGGUAUGGGCUACACAAGGUUCAUGUCAAAGCAAAGCCAUUUCAGCAACCUUCUCCUCACAAAGGAGGGUGCCGACAUUACGUUUGAGGUUGGUGGCAAGAAGUUCGCGGCGCACAGGAUUGUGCUUGCAGCCCGAUCUACGGUCUUCAAGGCACAGCUAUUCGGGGCCAUGGAUGAGGGCGCUACUGCGCCAAGUGUCCUCAAGAUAAAUGGCAUCGAAGCAAACGUCUUUAGUACGUUGCUUACCUUCAUCUACACCGAUGCUGUUGCAUGGUUCAUAGAAGAAGAAGAAGAAGAAGAAGAAGAAGAUAGAAUUGUAAAAAUGAUGCUAAAUUUGCUUGAAGCUGCGGUCCGAUAUGAUCUCCAAAAGCUCAAGAUAAUCUGUGAAGAGAUAUUGGCCAGUUGUUCCAUAACCAUGGCCAGUGUGGCAAACAUUAUUGUGGUGGCUGAGCGGAGGGGAUGCCGCUGGUUGAAAGAUGUCUGCAUGGAGUUCAUCAAAUCCCGCACCACCGUGCACAAGGUAUUCACCGCUGGUUGCCUUGACGAGAUCAUCAGGACCACCAGCCCAUCCGACCUGAAGGAGCUCUUCUCCAAGUAUUCUGCUUCCUAA
Molecule: messenger RNA, 1005 nt
Organism: Lolium rigidum
Lineage: Eukaryota; Viridiplantae; Streptophyta; Magnoliopsida; Poales; Poaceae
Product: BTB/POZ and MATH domain-containing protein 3-like
Exons: 3
Coding region: 1-1005 (334 amino acids)
Biological process (GO): protein ubiquitination
Molecular function (GO): protein binding
Source: RefSeq, a predicted model, not a curated record